AUGUCCCUUCGGCCAGACAACCAAUCGAGGCGGUCCCGGUCCAAAUCGCCAGGCCGUCGCGCUCGCGAACGUUCACACAGUAACGCGCGCGAACCACAGCUAUACGGCGCAGCUGACACAGCAGCUGCAGCCCCGCAGUAUGAAUUCAGGCAACCAAAUCAUCAGCAAUAUGCGACUCAACCUGUCGAGCCCAUUACCAUGGGCAACUACAGCGACCUCGCGCCAAACGAGCGGCCAGGAUAUGCUCCGCAGCCAUCGUAUGCCCAUCCCGUGAUUACAGGCUACACGCAGACAAGCGCCCCUCAAUAUCCCCCGAGCACACCGAAGUAUACCUACAGCUCGCAACCAGCGCAGAGUGGGCCGGCGCGCACCCCAAGUCAAUCCAAGAACGGCAGCGUCCAGUAUGCGACUGCGCCGACAAACAUCACCUAUACUGCAAAGCCCGUUGACGCCAGUACCAAUGGCCAGCCGCCCGCCGUGAGACAUACGCCCCAGCCCGCGACUGCUUCACACUCAUAUGCGUCGCAUCCGCAGCAGCAGCCCCAGUACACUUCCCUGCCGCAUGCCCCGCCGCCCCCUCAGACGGUCCAGCCCGUAUACCCGGCGGCGCCGCCACCGCCCAUGAGGGACCGUUCCCCACAUCCAGAGCAUCAGCGCGCAUCCUCGUACUCGGGAACACCUUCGACUACCCACGAUGGUCGAAAGGUGGUUGAGAUGGUCCCAGGAGGAGGUGUGGGGGGAGGACGGAUGAAUGCGCCUCCAUCGCCCGGUCUGCAUCCAGACGGUAGGCAUAUGGGCAACGGCAGACCGGAGAACUUGCGCAUGGACAGGCUGUCGGUCAGUGGGAACAGACCCGACAUUCAGACCAUUGUGCCUGGAGGCUAUCCUGGCGGGGUGCUGCCGCCUCCCAGUCCUUUACUGGAGGCCUAUCAUGGCACCUACCAGUCGAUUAGUCCUAUGCCAAACGCCAUGUUCAUCGACGACGAUAUCGAUCAUCUUUCCUCUCUAGACGACUAUCCUCCGCGAUACCCAGAUCCGCCUCGAAGCAGCCACGGUCGCCACCGCUCCCGCUCCAACGUGCGCCGAUCUCCAAGCCCACUACGCCAGUCUUCGCGCCAAAAAGACAGACUAGCCCUCGAAGCCUACGGCGGUGGUGGUGGUGGUGGUGGUGGCAGACUGGCCCCCGAAAAGGAAAAACGCCGCGUGAAAAUCUACGACGCAGAAGACGACGCAAAAGACCUCGUCGAAGCGCUCGCAGCCCGCAUCCCCGAUGCCGACCCGAUCAUCGAGAUCCUGCCGACGCUCUCGCACGACCAAAUACUCGAACUGCGCGCAGAAUACAAACGGCACUGCAAAGUCCAAGGCCGGGGCAUCAACAUUGCCAAACACAUCAAACUCAAGACGAGCGGCAACUUUGGCAAAAUCGCCUACGUGACGGCGCUGGGCAAGUUCGAGGCCGAGGGCUACUGGGCAAACUACUGGUACCAGUCCAACUCGGCAAAGCGCGAGCUCCUCAUCGAAUCCCUCAUGGGCCGCCCAAACCACGAGAUGCGCGCGAUCAAGGACGCGUUUCGCGACAAGCGCUAUGCGGAUUCGCUGACGCGCUGCAUGGACAAGGAGCUCAAGGCCGACAAGUUUCGCAAGGCCGUGCUCUUGGCCCUCGAGGCCGACCGGCAGGAGGAAAGCGAGGUGUGGCCGCUCGAGGACAGGAUGCGCGACGUCGAUGCGUUGUAUAGAGCCAUUCGGGCCAGGGAGGGCGGCGAGAGCGCAAUGUUGGGGAUUGUGGUCAUGAGGAGCGACGCCCAUCUGCGCGAGGUGUUGCGGGCGUAUGAGCGCAAGUAUCAGGGGAAUUUCGCGAGGGAUGCGUUGAGGAAGAGUAAUAAUCUUGUUGGCGAAGUAAUAGCCCACAUCCUCAACGGCGUCAUCAACCGUCCCGCCCGCGACGCCAUGCUCCUCCACCACGCCCUCAUGGACCUCAUCGAACCCACCACCUCUCCCCGCUCCUCAUCCACACGACAAGCCACCGCCGCCGCCCCUGCAACCAGCAAGCACGAGCGCCAGCAGCGCUUCGAACUGCUCAUCUCGCGCCUCGUGCGCCUGCAUUGGGAUCGCUUGCAUCUUAUGCGUGUCAAGGCCGAGUACGAGGACAGGUAUGGGAGGCUGGUUGAGGAGGAUUUGGAGGAGGCGACGAAGGGGGAUUUUAGGGAGUUUUGUAUUCAGCUUUGUCAGACGGGGCGGUAG
Messenger RNA from Plenodomus lingam JN3, 2241 nucleotides. The record is from RefSeq and is a predicted model, not a curated record. Lineage: Eukaryota; Fungi; Ascomycota; Dothideomycetes; Pleosporales; Leptosphaeriaceae.